AUGUUGGAAGUAGAGAGCAUGAAGAAUGUGCCAUAUGCAAGAGUGGUGGGGAGUUUGAUGUAUGCUCAAAUUUGUACAAGGCCUGAUAUUUCAUUUGCAGUAAACAUGCUUUCAAGGUUUCAAUCAAAUGCAGGUCAUGAGCAUUGGAUAGCAGGCAAGAAAGUACUAAGAUAUUUGAAGAAAACCAGAAAUCACAUGUUAGUUUACAGAAAAUUAAAUGAAAAAGAACUGGAAGUAGAGGCCUAUACAGAUGCAUCCUACAAAUCAGACAUAGAUGACUUAAAGUCAACAUCUGGUUAUAUAUUUCUUCUAGCAGGUGGAGCCAUUUCAUGGAAGACUGCCAAACAGACCUUGACGGCAACAACAACUUUUCAGGCUGAAUACAUUGCCAUUUUUGAGGCAACAGGUCAUGCAUUGUGGCUGAGAAAUUUUAUUUCUCAUUUGAAAUUGAUAAGUUCUAUUGAAAAGCCUAUGGUGAUUUAUUGUGAUAAUGCAUCAGCAGUCUUUUUCUCAAAGAAUAACAAGAGGUCCUCAGGUUCCAGAAACAUUGAUGUCAAGUACUUUGCAUUACGGGAAAGUGUUGGAGAUAAUGAAAUUGAAGUUGAAAAGAUUGGAACAAAAGAGCAAUUAGCAGAUCCAUUGACUAAGGCUUUACCAGUGGCUAAAUUUGUGAAACAUGCUGCAAAUAUGGGCAUUACAGACACUGUUUGA
Rosa chinensis is the source of this 711-nucleotide messenger RNA. Its product is annotated as secreted RxLR effector protein 161-like. Bases 1 to 711 code for a protein of 236 amino acids. The transcript has a single exon. Gene Ontology annotation, molecular function: nucleic acid binding. Lineage: Eukaryota; Viridiplantae; Streptophyta; Magnoliopsida; Rosales; Rosaceae. The record is from RefSeq and is a predicted model, not a curated record.